Messenger RNA from Ahaetulla prasina, 1923 nucleotides. RefSeq names its product drebrin-like protein B. The record is from RefSeq and is a predicted model, not a curated record. The coding region runs from base 140 to 1606 and encodes 488 amino acids. Gene Ontology annotation, biological process: neuron projection morphogenesis; positive regulation of axon extension; positive regulation of dendritic spine morphogenesis. Gene Ontology annotation, molecular function: actin filament binding. The transcript is spliced from 13 exons. Gene Ontology annotation, cellular component: cortical actin cytoskeleton; postsynaptic membrane; lamellipodium. Lineage: Eukaryota; Metazoa; Chordata; Lepidosauria; Squamata; Colubridae.
UCUGCCCUGCCCUGCCCCGCCCCGCCCCGCGGGGGGCGGGGGUGGGGCGGGGGAGGAGGGGAGGGGGGGCGCCUCUUCCCGGCCCGCCGUCUUCGCCGCCACCUCGGAAUCGCGGGCCGCUGCCGUCGAGGUUCUUGAGAUGGGUAGCAGCGCCCUGGACCUGGACAAGCACGGACUGGCGCUGCUGGCCGCCAAGAGCGACGUGGUGAACGGCCGAGCGGCCGCUAGCUGGGCCCUCUUUGCCUAUGAAAAGGCCAACGAGCUGAAGCUCCUGGACUCAGGGGGAGGAGGCCCCGAUGAACUGGCCAAGCGCUUCCAAAGCGGGUGCAUCAUGUAUGGACUGUGCCGCCUGUUGGAGCCCACCGCAGGGGUGCCACAUAUCGUCCUGAUCCACUGGGUUGGCGAGAAAGUCCUGGAGUCACGCCAAGAAGCCUGCGCUGGGCACCUGCCAGCCAUCCGAGCCUUCUUUAAGGAAGCCCACCUGGUGCUGAAGGCCAGCCGGGUGGAGGAGGUAACCCAGGAAGGGCUUAACUGCCGGCUGUCCCUGGUGGCCCCCCCAGAAGCUGCCUUCCCCAAGAAGGACCUGAGUGGUGACCCUGAGGAAGUGGUGGGGACCAACUACCGGAAGACCAAUCCUGUCCUGGAGAUCCUGCACACCAAGAGGACCUCCUUCUGGGUGCAGGUGGAGAGGGAAGAGGAGGAGAGGCGCCAGGAGGAGAGGAGGAGAGCCCAGGAGGAGAGGCGGUGCUGGGAGCGCUUGCGCAUGGAAGAGGAGCGCCGGGAAGCAGCCGAGCGGGAGCGCCGGGUGCAAGAGAAGGAGAGGCUCAUCCAGGAGCAGAGAAAGCAGCAGGCCCAGCGGGAAGCAGAAGAGCACCAGUGGGAAGAGGCCCGGCGGCGGGAGCAAGCAAGAGCUAUGGCUGGGACGGGUCCUCGGAGCUGGGCCAGUGAGACGGCCCAGGAAGUGGCAGGGCCAAGUGGGCAUCAGCUUCCCAGGAGGGAUUUCUUCCAGACGAGAGAGCAGCUGAGCGCCUUGCGAGACCCAGGGCCAGGAGUGCCGCGGCGCCCUUUCCUCCGCUACCAGCGCAGCCUCACGGAAACUGCUUACAUCUUUCGCCGCCCCCCACCGCUGGACCUCCCGGGCAGUUUCCAGGCCCCCAUCGGCCCUAAGCCCAGCACUGCCCCCAAGCCAGCCUCGCCGCCCACCAGCACUCUGCCAGCUCACUGGGAAGCAGAGGCAGUGCCACUACCAUGCACCCCCCCCUGCCUGCUCCCCCCAGCCCUUGCCUGUGCUUUGAAUGGCACCCUAGCCGAGCCUCCCCACCUGGGCCCCUCUCCUGAAUCUGAACACUUUCUGGGACAGGAGAGCCCCCUUUUGACUCCUCUGGGGUCCUGCUUCCCCCUUAUGGAGGAAACUCAGGCCCCCAGCCAUACCCCCAAGGGACAAAUGUCCCCCAGCCCAGCCCAGGGCAUUAAUGGAGGGGCAAUGGACUGGAUGGAGCUGCCCAGCCCCACAGCGAACUCUCCCCCGAGGGCUGGCCUAGGGGAGACAGCCCCAAGAAAGGUGCUUCACCAGGAGCUGCUCCAGGCCAGGCUGGGUCCAUCCUGACUUCUGUGCGCAGAGGGUCAGAGGGAGAGAGAGGCUGGGCCGAGCAGGACAACCAGCCCCACGAUGGGCAGCUGGCCUGAGUGCCCGGCUUCUGCCCACUCAGCAGAGCUGAGGGUUCCUGCUUGGAGAAGGUGCACUGUCCUUGUGCCCGAGGGAGGCCCCCACCUGCACUUGCUGCCCACCUGCAGCCAGACCAGAGCAGCCACUGGCUCCCUGUACGUUCACAUGGGCUGAAACUGGGUCCGCCUGCUACUAGUGCUGUGGUCACAUAAACACGCAAUGUCCAAGCAAAUAAACCACUUUUUGGCUUUAUCAAA